Molecule: messenger RNA, 1091 nt
Organism: Colossoma macropomum (tambaqui)
Lineage: Eukaryota; Metazoa; Chordata; Actinopteri; Characiformes; Serrasalmidae
Product: P2Y purinoceptor 4-like
Exons: 1
Coding region: 1-1053 (350 amino acids)
Biological process (GO): G protein-coupled receptor signaling pathway
Cellular component (GO): plasma membrane
Molecular function (GO): G protein-coupled receptor activity
Source: RefSeq, a predicted model, not a curated record
AUGGACAUCUCAGUUCCUACAACGGCUGUCACCUGGCAGAACAGCAGUAAUGGCUCGGAGACAGACUGUCCUCCAGAAGCUCAGCAUGUGUCCCUCACCGUGCUCCUCUGCCUGGUCUAUUUGGUGGGGCUUUUUCUCAAUGGCUUCAGCCUGUGGGUCUUCACUUGCAAGAUAGGCAAAUGGAGGACUGGCACUGUUCUGCAGUUCAACCUGGCCAUUAGUGAUGCCAUCGCCUGUCCAGCCACACCGCUGAUGGCUGCCUACUUUGCCAAAGGGAGCAACUGGGAGUUUGGAAAUUUUGCAUGCCAUCUGAAAAUAGCCCUGCUUAGCGCUCACUUCUACGGCAGCAUCGCGUUCCUCACCCUGAUCAGCAUUCAUCGCUAUGUGAUGGUGGUCCACAUCAAACAAGCUUCACCAAUGAAAAGGAAAGGCUUUGUGAAGAAACUAUGUAUUGGAGUGUGGUGUUUUUUGGCGGUGAAAGCCAUCAUCUAUGGGGUUCUUCUGCCUGUUACAACCGAUGAAGGCCACCAGCAAUGCCUUUCCAUACACCAGAAGAAACUUACGGACUCGUACUUCACCAUCAACUUUGUGCUCUUCAUUUUUGGCUUCCUCAUACCUUUCACCAUAUCUGUGGUUUGCUACAGCCGCCUGGCCCACUCGCUGUCCCGCGUCAAUGUGAAUUCCCCUCAAGGCCAAGCAAUCAAAAUGAAGUCUCUGAGGAUGAUGGGAAUAUGCUUGGUCAUCUUCGGACUGUGCUUCCUUCCUCUCAAUAUUGUGCGGACAGUUGGUGUAAUUGUUAAGAAGUACUACCCCACGCGCUGUCCUCUUCUUCUACAACUGGAAACCGCAUAUUAUGCAACCUUCAUCUUGGGAGGAAUCAACUGUUGCUUGGACCCCCUUAUUUACUUCUUUGGCUCACAUAAUUUCAGCAAAGCAUUGAGAAAAUCUCUGAGAAAAACAAAGGUCAAAGAACAAGAAAGAGACAACAGAAGUGAAUCAGACACAGUAAGCUACUCUGCAAAAAGAAGUGGUGUUUAUACAGUAUCUACAUGAACCAUUUAUGCUUUUAUUUGGUGUUUUUGGUUAUUAUA